Molecule: messenger RNA, 4627 nt
Organism: Thermothelomyces thermophilus ATCC 42464
Lineage: Eukaryota; Fungi; Ascomycota; Sordariomycetes; Sordariales; Chaetomiaceae
Exons: 4
Coding region: 182-4549 (1455 amino acids)
Molecular function (GO): protein binding
Source: RefSeq, a predicted model, not a curated record
CGCAGGAACGGCUCCCAACUAGAAGGGGAGUAGAUGCUGGCUAACACGGGUGUAGGCCUACUUGCUCGCGAGAAGAGACCCCCUCUACGCGGACAUCGCAAGCAGGAUCCAUAGUUUGUAUUUUCUUGGUACCCCGCAUCGUGGGGCCGAUUCGAGUGCUUUUGUGACUGCCUUGAUUUCCAUGUCGAUAGGCUCUGGGUCGAAGGCAUUCGUCAAGGAGCUAAUCCCCCGCUCUGGAACGCUCCAGGCCAUCAACGAUGAGUUCCGGCACGUAUGCAAUGAUGUGCAUAUCUGGUCCUUCUUUGAAGGGCUUCCAACCUCCACGGGCCCGACCAGCACCAUGAUUGUUGAGAAAGAGUCGGCCGUCAUGGGGCUUCCUGGCGAACACACCCAGUAUCUGCAGGCCAACCACCGACGCCUGGUCAAAUUUGAUUCGGUGGACGAUCCGAACUACAACAUCCUGCUCCGCUGCUUCAACACGACGAUCGAGGAAAUUGAGAAGAGCUUUGCCGCGGAUAAGUUCGAGAACCACCGCUCCCAGAUGAAGCAGAUCGCCCAGGCCUUUGAUGUGGCCGAGCGCCCAGACGGCGACUUCAUUCGAAUGCUCGACAAACUCCACACGGGCUCUUGCGAGUGGCUGACCUCCCACGAAGCCUUCCACGACUGGCUAGAGUGUGACCCCGGUGACCCUGACGCCACCGUCAAGGCCAUCACUUCCGGCCCAUUCAAGCCAACGCCUCGGUUUUUGUGGCUCAACGGUCCUCCGGGAUCCGGCAAAUCCGUUGCCUCGGGGCAUGUCAUCAAGUACCUUCAGUCCUACAACCUCGACUGCGCCUACUUCUUCUUCAAAAGCAAUGAAAAGCCGACUCUCACGCAGUUUCUCCUGUCCAUAGCACUACAAAUGGCCGAGUCCAACUUCCAGAUUCGCCACACCUUCCUGGCCAUGAUGGAAGAGGGCGAAACCAUCGACAGUCAUAGCGACCAUGUCAUGGUAUGGAACAACAUUUUUCUAGGACGCAUCUUCAAGAUGGCCCUCUCACAGCCCCAGUACUGGGUCAUUGACGCCCUGGACGAGUGCCAGCCACGGCUCCUGGGCACGCUGAUGUCCAUGUUCUCAAGAAUCGAGCCGACAGUUCCGCUCAGAAUUUUCAUCACCAGCCGUCCCAGCGGUCAUGUUGAGAGGCUGCUGAACCAGGAGAAGAUUAUGAGAGUGGAACUGCACACUGGUCAGGCAGAGUCGCUCAGAGACAUCGAUGCCUUUGUCAGGUCCAGGCUGUCACCCAGCAUCAUCGAGGAGUUCAACGAAGAUGACGGCGAUCUGGUGGCCGAGAUUAUCGAGAAAUCAAACGGAAUCUUCCUCUGGGCAUCCCUCAUCAUGACGAGGCUCGACGAGGCCCACAGCAUUGAGGCCAUGCGCAAGACCCUCGACCAGGUACCCUCCGAGAUGAGUGGCAUGUACAACGGGAUCCUCGAGAGCAUCAUCGAGUCCCCAAACGCAGACCUCGCCCACUGUAUUCUCAAGUGGGUCGUCUGCGCCCGGAAACCUCUGACGACCGAAGAGCUGCGAGAGGUGGUUCGCCUAGACAUCAACCAGACCCUGCGCACCUCGGACAGGUUCUCGCAAAUCUGUGGCAACCUCAUCACGGUUGACAACAAUCUCGUUCAGGUCAUGCACCAAACCGUCAAGGAGUUCCUCACCGGCGAGCAAUCCGAUUAUUACAUCCCGCGGUCGUGGUCUCACGCGCGCAUUGCCGAACUCUGCCUUCAGCACCUUAACGGCCGCAACUUCAGCCCCCCUCGCACGCGCCGUGCUCCGGCUGUUUCCUCCAAAGCCGACCCCAGCAGCAACAGCUCCGCCGCCUUCGACGACUACGCGGCCACCAACUUCUCCUAUCACCUCGCGCACUGCUCCCCAUCCGAAUCCACCCUCGACCUCCUCCCGCUCCUCGGCACCUUUGUCUCUUCCAACGUGCUGACCUGGAUCGAGCGCGUCGCCAAGACCGGCCGCCUCUCCCUCAUCACCCGCACUAUCCAGAACCUCAAAACGUAUCUCUCCCGCCAGGUCGCCACAUCCUCCCCGCUCAACGCCGACUACCAGCUCACCGUCCGCUUCGUCGACGACCUCAUGCGCCUCUCGGCCAUCUACGGCCCCAACCUCGUCAACAUGCCGUCCAGCAUCUACUCGCUAAUCCCGCUGCUCUGCCCCAGGUCAAGCCUUAUCCACUGGAAGUUUGCGCGCCAGCAGUUCCCCAGGCAGAAGGUCCUCUGCACGUUCAACAACGACUGGGACGAGCGCCUGAGCUCCUUCGCCUUCUCGUCACGCGUCAUGUCUAUCGCCUGUGCCGACCAGUUCUUCGCGGUCGGCCUGGGCGACGGCGCCAUCAAGGUCUACCGGCAGAGUACGUUUGAGCUGCUGAACACGGUACACCACGGCGAGCCCGUGCGGAGGCUGGCCAACGGAAACCUCACGGGAAUAUUGAUUUCGGGCGGGCUGAAGACGCUCAAGAUCUGGGGUCCGAAGCAGGUGCUGCUGUGGGCCGCGGCGGUGCCGGAGCAGCCGCUCUCGUUCCGGUUCAGUCCCGACGACUCCAAGGUGUACGUGCCGCUACGGAACGGUGAGGUGCACGUGUACCGGGCAAGGGACGGGGCGAGGUUAGAUGCGCUGGAGAUCCUAGGGGAGGACAGCUCGUCUUCGUCGUCGUCGUCGUCGUCGGACUCGGAUUCGGACCACGGCGGCGGCGUGGAGCGCAAGAACCAGCAGAAGCGGACGAUGCCGACGCUGAUCCGGAUCAGCCCGAUGCUGGGAAUCGCGGCCAUCGCGUACCGGAGCUCGCACCUGCAGCUAUCGUACUACGAGAGCGGCGAGAAGGUCGAGGCAUUCGAGAAGGAGGGCUACGAGGACGGGGGGCUGCCGCCGCAGGUGCUGGAUGUCGCGUUCAACGAGAACCCCGAGCAGAACCUGAUGGCGGUGGCGUACCAGGACGGGGACCUCGUGACGCUCGACCCGUGGACGCUGCAGCAGAAGCACGCGUACCAUCUGAACGCGCACAUGCUCGCGGCGUCGCCCGACGGGCACACGCUGGCCGCGGGCGACAGCGAGUGCGUCAUCUCGCUCUUUGCCUUUGACGGCCUGCGGCUGCUGUGCCGGAUCCAUUCUCUCGAGGAGCGCAUCAUGGGCAUCGUGUUCGCCUCCAACAGCCUGCGGCUCUUUGAUCUCAGGGGCAACAACUGCAACGUCUGGGAGCCGGCGGUGCUCAUCAAGAAAAACCUUGCCGACGACAGCUCGAGCGAGGAGGCGGACGACUACCUGAUGCCCGCGUCCAACCUGAUCUGCACGCGGACGUUCGAGGGCAGCAAGGCCAUCACCGUCAUGACGCAGGCGGGAGACUCCAACUUUGUCUUUUGCGGACGCGAGGAAGGUUCCAUCACUGUACACGAUGUCAGCUCCGGCAAGGUGUGUGCCGAGUUUCAAUUCCACGCCCGCAUGGUUGACGUCCGCCACCUCGAGUGGAACGCGCAGAAGCAGGUCCUCUUCAGCGUCGACGCCUCGCGACGGUGCGUCGUCACGAGGGUGAGCCUGCCGACGUCGGCGACGGCGACCACGGCGGUGCAGAAGCAGCAGCAGCAAGCCCAGCUGCGGAGUGUCGAGCACAUCCUCGACUUCCGGGCGUCAGAUACGGUCGUCCAGGCUCUCAUCAGCCCCGACGCAUCCGCGUUCCUCGUCGUGACGGCAUCCGGAGAGGAACUGCAUCUCCCGGGCGAGGCAAGCUGCACCAUCCAGUCGGCAAACUCCUCGAACAAAGCGCGCUGGCUGCGGCACCCCACGGACCCCGAGCGCCUCCUGCUCUUCCAAAACGAUAGCGCAGUCCUCCACAUCUUCCGCUGGAAGGACCUCACCCGCGAGACACCCGAGCAGGGUAUCUCUGUCGUCCUCCCGCCGGAACUCGCCUCGGCCCCCUCAGCCCUGACAAAUGACUGGCACUUCCGACCCGGGUCAUCCAUACUCGCGCAAGCCGUCCCGCUCCCGCGCCUUUCCUCCUCCUCCUCCUCCUCCUCAAACACAGGCUUCCUCACGCUAGACCUCUCCCAGCUCAGCGACCCAGCCGAGACGACGAGUAUCGCGGCGCAGUGCGUGACCCGGCGGCUGGCGUCGCAGGUCAAGUCGGUCCUGGGGGUGCACCGGUCGAGCCUGUAUUUCCUGAGCGGGCGCGGGUGGGUGUGCUCGAUCGGGCUCAAGAACCUGGCGGCGAGCAAGUCGUACGUGCGGCACUUCUUCAUCCCGUCGGUUUGGCAGACGGGCGGGGCGGAGCCGAUGGCGCGGGUGGUGUCCAAGACGACGGUGGCGAUGGCGUACCGGGACGAGCUGGUGGUGCUGCAGGGGUUCUUGGAGUUUGAGCACAAGACUCCGUUUGGAGAGGAGAACGGGCAGGACGAUGAGGAGGAAAAGGAAGAGAAGAAAGAGGAAGGGGGGCUAGAAGAUGGAGAAGGUAGUAAGGAGGGCGAAGGAAUGAAAAAGACGGCGGCGCCUGUUAUUAUCAGAACUUCAUGAAUCGUGGUGGGUGGAAAGUAAUUACUACCCGGAAACGGAAAAUACAGGACGGCGUGGAGGACCCCUAGGGGAAGAGGA